AUGCCCUUGGUUCUUGGACCUGAGUUUGAAGUUUUACUAAAUGUUACAAAUUCUCAAUAUAAUCAACAUUUACGAAAUCUUCGACGUCAAAAUGCCUACAAGACAAAACCUUGUCGCAAUUAUUAUGGCAGAGGUUUCUGUAAGUCUGGUGUUAAUUGUUCCUUUUAUCAUGCUAUUGGUGAAAUGCGAGUACCGCCUCAGCAUGAAAUAUCUGGAAAAGUGAAGGGAUAUUCAAUUGACGUUAAAGACUUGUUUCCACAGAUUUUUGGAGAAUUUCACCGUGACAAAGAAAAUCAAGCGCAAUUUGGUUCUUCUGCUGCAAUGCAAUUAGAAAUGGAGAGAAUUGUUGACCGUCUCAUCUCAUCACCAUUUCGUUCCUUUGAACUGUCCUCUUAA
Meloidogyne enterolobii is the source of this 396-nucleotide messenger RNA. NCBI's taxonomy places the organism in Eukaryota, Metazoa, Nematoda, Chromadorea, Rhabditida, Meloidogynidae. The record is from the annotation of a GenBank genome assembly.